Messenger RNA from Aspergillus niger, 1056 nucleotides. RefSeq lists its product as uncharacterized. Gene Ontology annotation, cellular component: cytosol; cytoplasm. The transcript has a single exon. NCBI's taxonomy places the organism in Eukaryota, Fungi, Ascomycota, Eurotiomycetes, Eurotiales, Aspergillaceae. Gene Ontology annotation, biological process: secondary metabolic process. Bases 1 to 1056 code for a protein of 351 amino acids. The record is from RefSeq and is a predicted model, not a curated record. Gene Ontology annotation, molecular function: hydrolase activity; carboxy-lyase activity.
AUGUUAGGCAAAGUCGUCCUCGAAGAAGCCUACGAGAGGCCAAAUAUGAAAGAAAAGUCCAACCAUGAGGCUGGUCUCUACAUCGCUCCCAAUGACCGUCCCCGCUACAUGCGUCAAAUCAACGACAUCAACCAAGAACGACUGAAACUAGCCGACGCACACGGCGUGGGAUACACCAUCAUCUCUCUCACCGUUCCCGGCAUCCAAGGGAUCUUUGACAAGACCGAAGCUGAGCGAGUGGCCACUGAGACCAACAAUUGGGCAGCGGAACAGAUCAAAAACCAUCGGGACCGUCUGGGGGCUUUCGCUUGCCUCUCAAUGCAUGAUCCGGCUCAGGCCGCGAACGAAUUGCGUCGGUGCGUCCAGGAACUAGGAUUUCACGGCGCGCUGCUUUGCAGUUUUCAGCAUGCAGGUCCCGAUGGUGAGACGUACCUGUUUUAUGAUCAGCCGAAAUAUGAUGUGUUCUGGAAAGCUCUAACAGAGCUGGACGUCCCGCUGUACAUCCACCCUGCUGCUCCGACCGGGUCCAUCCUCGAGAGACUCUAUGCCCAGCGACCUGCGCUUAUCGGCCCGCCUCUAUCAUUUGCCAAUGAUGUCAGUCUCCAUACGUUGGGAAUCAUCUCCAAUGGAGUUUUUGAUCGCUUUCCAAAUCUUAAAAUCAUCAUUGGUCAUCUAGGAGAGCACAUUCCCUUCGAUUUCUGGCGGAUUGACCAUUGGUUCCGGGAUGUGAAGAAACCGAUAGCGGAUGAGGAGGGCCGGGUCAUGGCUCAGAAGAGCCUCUACCACUACUUUAAGCAUAAUAUAUGGCUUACGACUAGUGGUCACUUCUCUACUCCGACUUUGAAGUAUGUGGUCAAUGAGAUUGGUGUUGACCGGGUGCUGUUUAGCGUCGACUACCCGUAUGAAACGACGGAGAGUGGCUGUAACUGGUGGGAUCAUGACAAGGACGCUAUUGUUGAGGCUGUGGGAGGUGUCGACAAUUAUUAUGCGAUUGGUCGGGAAAAUGCGAAGAAAUUGCUGAGGUUGGACAAGUUUCACGAUAGUGAUGCUCGAUGA